AUGAGUGUGCAUAUAUGGGACAUACGGCGGCCGUUCUUACCAUAUGCUAGCUUUGAGGAUCACAGUGACAGCGUUACCGAUAUGUGGUGGAACAUUCAAGACCCAGAUCGAAUUGUUUCAUCUGGCAAAGACGGACUAUUAGUGCUUCAUCAUAUGGAUCAGAAGCAGUCCCCGUUGUCGUACGCCUGUGAUAUGGCGCUAGACCUUGCUCCUGAUGGUUUAGUUGGAGUUGCUGCAAAUUCUCACAUUCCGAUAAUAAGCAUCAAGAGCUGUAUAUGGCAAGAAAGGUGA
Cooperia oncophora is the source of this 291-nucleotide messenger RNA. NCBI's taxonomy places the organism in Eukaryota, Metazoa, Nematoda, Chromadorea, Rhabditida, Trichostrongylidae. The record is from the annotation of a GenBank genome assembly.